Messenger RNA from Cloeon dipterum, 4657 nucleotides. RefSeq names its product nicotinic acetylcholine receptor alpha6 (gene nAChRalpha6). The coding region runs from base 246 to 1817 and encodes 523 amino acids. Lineage: Eukaryota; Metazoa; Arthropoda; Insecta; Ephemeroptera; Baetidae. Gene Ontology annotation, cellular component: neuron projection; postsynaptic membrane; plasma membrane. Gene Ontology annotation, molecular function: acetylcholine-gated monoatomic cation-selective channel activity; transmembrane signaling receptor activity. Gene Ontology annotation, biological process: chemical synaptic transmission; monoatomic ion transmembrane transport; regulation of membrane potential. The record is from RefSeq and is a predicted model, not a curated record. The transcript is spliced from 11 exons.
UGUGUGUGUAUGUGUGUGUAUGUAUGUGAGCGGGCGGGCGGGCGAGCGCGAGAGUGUGUGUGACUUUGCAGCGGCGGCGGCAGCGGCAGCGGCAGCAGCAGCACCACUCGAGGGCCGAGCAGUUGUCAAAGGCUUGCCCCCAUGCAACACGGCCUGCUGCGGCGUUGGUGAUGACGGACAACUCAGGGGGUUGAUGUCGCUUUUUUACUUUUUAUUUCCGCACACGCUCGCGUCGCCCAAGAGCAAUGGCUCCUGCGGCCGCGCUCCUCCUCGCCACCUUGCUCUUCAUGGCCCUGCCCAAAGAAUCUCUGCAAGGACCCCAUGAACGAAGAUUGCUCAACGAUCUCUUGGCCGCCUACAAUACCCUGGAGCGGCCGGUGGCCAAUGAGUCGGAGCCACUCGAGGUCAAGUUCGGACUCACUUUGCAACAGAUAAUUGACGUGGACGAGAAAAAUCAAAUAUUGACAACAAAUGCGUGGCUGAACUUGGAGUGGAACGACUACAACCUGCGCUGGAACGAGAGCGAGUACGGCGGGGUGAAGGACCUGAGGAUUACGCCGACCAAGCUGUGGAAGCCGGACGUGCUCAUGUACAACAGUGCGGAUGAGGGUUUCGACGGGACAUACCACACUAAUGUGGUGGUCAGGAAUAACGGUAGCUGCUUGUACGUACCUCCGGGCAUCUUCAAGAGCACAUGCAAGAUAGACAUUACUUGGUUCCCCUUUGAUGACCAACAUUGUGAUAUGAAGUUUGGUAGCUGGACCUAUGAUGGAAAUCAGCUUGACCUAGUGCUUAAGUCCGAAACGGGCGGCGACCUCUCUGAUUUUAUCACCAAUGGCGAGUGGCACCUCAUAGGCAUGCCGGGCAAGAAGAACACGAUCGUGUACGCGUGCUGCCCAGAGCCGUACGUCGACAUCACCUUCACCAUCCAGAUUCGCAGACGCACCCUCUACUACUUCUUCAACCUGAUCGUGCCGUGCGUGCUCAUCUCGUCGAUGGCCCUGCUGGGCUUUACACUGCCGCCUGAGUCUGGGGAGAAGCUCACCCUAGGGGUCACCAUACUUCUUUCUUUAACUGUAUUUCUCAACUUAGUUGCUGAAAAGAUGCCGUCCACAUCUGAUGCAGUUCCUUUGAUAGGAGUCACCAUCUUACUUUCGCUGACUGUGUUCUUGAAUCUGGUAGCUGAGACACUACCCCAAGUCUCCGAUGCCAUACCCUUGUUAGGCACCUACUUCAACUGCAUCAUGUUCAUGGUGGCCUCUUCCGUGGUGCUCACUGUAGUGGUUCUCAAUUACCACCACCGUACAGCCGAUAUUCAUGAAAUGCCUCAAUGGGUGAAGACUGUGCUGCUACAUUGGUUCCCGUGGUUCCUGCGGAUGAGCCGGCCCGGGAAGAAGAUCACGCUACGUACAAUCAAGAUGCACAAACGCAAGAAAGAGCUUGAACUGAAAGACCGCUCGUGCAAGAGCCUGCUGACGAACGUGCUCGAGCUGGACGAUGACUUCCGGCAGAUGAGCGGUGGGCCGUCGUGCGGCAACUACCUGCGCGGCAUGUCGGCGUCCACGCUGGACGAGACGGUGGCGCACGUCGGCGGCAGCGCGUGCUCGGUGUCGCAGCGCGAGCUGCAGCUCAUCCUGCGCGAGCUGCAGUUCAUCACGCUGCGUAUGCGACAGGCCGACGAGAAGGCCGACCUCAUCAGUGACUGGAAGUUCGCGGCCAUGGUGGUGGACCGCUUUUGUUUGAUCAUCUUCACCAUGUUCACGGUUGUUGCAACGGUGGCGGUCCUCCUCUCGGCGCCACACAUCAUUGUCGAGUGAAUGUGGUGGGCCGCCCUGGCGGCGCCCCCACCCCCUCGGGCCCCCUUCACACACGAUCUCAAAACGAACAUGCCGACUACACACACCACCGCAAGCGAUUUGUUACUCAGAUUGAUUGGUUCGUUUGUACAAAGACUGUGAAAUUUAGACGAGUAUUUUAAUAUGUAUAUCAUUGGUUACUGGAGUGUUUUUGCAAAUCUUGGUGGGAAAACCCCUCAAGAAAAGGAAUAACAAGUGCAAUACGUCAACCAGCCCGUUGGCUCACAUUGUUUAAGACAUUCCUAGGAGUGUCAAGGCAAUGGGAGAUAAUUGAGCAUUUUGAAGAUCUGUUUUUGACUGCCCAAUGUCAGAGAUGACAAAAGGGGGUUCAUUCGGUGACUCUAAACAACUCAACGGGAUGGGAGGCGUCACUUGCUAGUUUUCGCACCUCUCCAGCGGCGUUUCAAUAUAAAAGCCUCAGUGUGGGAACGCAGAUUGGGUCUCAGUUCCUCUGCGGCCACUCGGGGCCUCAUGUUAUCCGCUUGGCGGUGUUAUGGGCACCUAUAUAGUGAACUCAUAUAUCCCAUGGGAUGGGCUGAGCAGAGGUUAAGAAAUAUAUCUGCUAGAGAAACGUUGAGAAGUGACAGAAUAUCAGUUAACCAUUCUUUUCUAAUCUGUUCCCUCUCUUGGUGGCGCUGGCAUCUUUUAUUCUUCAGUGAUUUUUCCACCAAGACGCAAGUUUUUCGAUUUGCCAAUUUUUAAGUCUCAUCUAUUAAUUGAUUUAAUUUUAGUUCUAAUUUUUGAAUAGUUUCAUAUUUUUAGGUGGCUCAUUUUCUCGAAGAGCAUUAUUUUGUCAUGCAUCUAAAGAAGGCAGGCAACCUAGAAUUUUGGUUUCAAAACUAAAAUUGAAUCAAUUUUGAAGGUCAAUCUCAACUUAAGGAACUUACUUCAUUUUUCAAACUUGAUAAUUUAAGACUUUUAAACUAAAAAUUUUGAAAUUUGAAAGAAUGUUUUUUGGAAUUUUUUUUCAAGUGAGCCAAGAGUUUCAUUGAUAAAUACCUAAAAAUGCCAGUAUAACUGAUUUUCCACAAUAAAAAAAAAAUCUUCUUGGUCCCUUCGACAUUUUCCAGAUAAGCUGGAAAUUAAAAUCCCUUUUGCGGAAUAUAUUUCACAAAUCGAAACAAAAUCAAUCAUUUUUUACGGGUUCUUGGAAACUGUUUAAAAUAGUCUUAAUUUAAAUUGCUCAUGCUCAUUUGGUGUUCCCUUGCCGAUUCGGACCUGAGAAAUAUUUGACCGUCUGAAUUUCACAGCCCUCGAUUUGUAAGGAUCAUGAACGUCGUAACUUCCCUCUUGAUAUAUUGUAAUCUAUUACACACGAGGCACACACGUGCCCACACUCACACACAGUUGUUGCAUACGCAUCAGGGGCCUCGGUGGUUUGGGAAUGCGUGCUGUUCUGCCUCCUGCUGCUCGCUAAAUUUCCGAUUGGAAAAUGCAGGGGAAAAAACGUGUUUGAAAACUGCAGAGAAGGUAACCUCUAAUUUUAAUUAAAAUCGCUCAAUUUCAAUAAACGGCCCACCUUUCAUGCAGUGCGCAAUCUCAUUGCUUUCGUCGCGAGACUCGUUGGCUGGCAGAACAGCGCGCGCUUCACAAACGAAAUUAUUAAUGUUGAAUCGCUCUCUGACUAUGUGGCUGCUCUGCGAGAAGGCUGCACACAACUAAUCAAGAAAUUUUGCACUUUAAGAUAACUAUCUCGUUCGUUUCCGAUUCAGUUUGAGAGGUGUGUUGGCUGUAGGCUUUUACUCGCUUUGAUUUUCACUUUGCGACCGUGUUUAUUUGGCUGGACUAUCACCGAAUUAAAGUGCAACAUUUUCUGGCAGUCGCGCAACCUCCCAUUUUCAGUCUCUCCUGUUUUUCGAAUCGAUGAGCGCAGAGUUGUGUGACAUGUCAUAGCCCUGCUGUCUCUGAUUGGCUUGUAUAAUUGGUGGAUUAUUAAAGUGUGAAAUCAGUAAUUUAUAUACGCAUUGUGCAAUCAUAUUAGAGAUGGGCAUCGUUGAGAAAACCAGAAAACAAUCAAAUAACGAAAUUUUUACCCUGGAUCGCAUUAAUCUAAUGGUUGUUAAUUGUUACAGACAUGCAUGUGAAAAGCAUAAGUACAAGAGGACUUUCACCAAAAGAGAUCUUGAACGCAGAAUUUUUAUAUAUCUAUAUAUUGAGAGAAUCUACGACAUAAUUGGCUUUAUUGAUUUGCUUGGUAAUCAUUGUGUGUUGGGCUAAAACAAAUGUUUGCAAAUUUGUUUGCGAAAAUAGCACUAGAGGAGAGACACCCGCCCAUCUUUAGUGCGAAAACAUGUUGAAUUGUGUGUUGUAUAAAUAAAACGGUGAAACAUAAUAAUGCAGCAAGCAAAAAUCAGGAUUAAUCCCUAAAUAAUUUUGAAACAUAAAAUGACUUAAAACUUAAAAUGCAUCAAUAAAAACGCGACUCUUUGUUUUUCUUUCGAUCUCGUUGCCAAAAAUCGCAACAAGCUAUUCCAUAUUGUCUACUAAAAAAGUGAAAUAAAGUAUGAAAUAGAAAAAUACACAACAUCUCAAACUGAUGUCUAUACGCAGAGCUACGCAUUUCUAGCAAAUGAGGUUUGUUUCGAUCCUAAUUUCCAGGAGUUCUGAGCGAGACGCGAAAGAAGUAUAUAUUUUGCAAUAUGUGCUUUGUAUUUUGUUAACAACUGCUGGUAGCAACAUUUUUGUAUGUGCAUUACCUACCGAGAAAAAAAUAACUUAAUAUAACAAUGAGUCUUUUAAAUUAUAUAAAAAUUGUUAAAAACUGUUAAGAAAAAUAAAAAUGAGAAUUUUAUAAAUUUGAA